This is a messenger RNA of Acytostelium subglobosum LB1, 1392 nucleotides long. RefSeq lists its product as hypothetical. Bases 1 to 1392 code for a protein of 463 amino acids. The transcript is spliced from 2 exons. NCBI's taxonomy places the organism in Eukaryota, Evosea, Eumycetozoa, Acytosteliales, Acytosteliaceae. The record is from RefSeq and is a predicted model, not a curated record.
AUGAGGUCGUCGUUGAUCGGCGUUGACAAUGCCGGCCCCGACCUGGACCUGUGUGUGGCCAUCUCCUCACAUCUACAACCAGCCCGUCCACCAAUAGUAUGGUACACAAUGGUUGGUAAUGAAGUGGACUAUCAACCAAAGUUCCAAAGUCAUCAGGCAAGGAUCAUCAAUGACCUUGAACGAUACAUUGAUUCCGGUGAUCAAACACUCUCCUCAGCCAUCUUGGUUAGGUUCACGAUCAAACAUAAGUUGUUCGACUUGCUCUUGGUCAUACUCAAUCAUAUCAAUGUGGCUCCGACGACGCCUAGCACCAGCACGAGCACCAGCAUUGGCGCACACCAUCUCUCAUCGACAAUCAAUCAACAAGUGAGUGUUGAUGCCCUCAAGAUACUCGCCCGCCAACAACCUUUGUUGUUCAAUCGUUUGGCAGAGGUUGGCGACAUUAGCUUUAUGAAGCAUGUACAUCAUUUAGUGGCAGACUACAUGACGGCAACAUUCGACGAGAGUCCCAGCCUACAGAUCUUUGACCGAUCUUUGUUACAAUGUGCGUUGUCACGAGGACACUAUGACUGCGCGGUCUAUAUCCUGGACAACAUGACACAGUUCUUGCCCAAGCGAUCACCAUUAUACUCGACCACCUUGGUACUUGGCCGACACAAAUGGGUAGUGACCAGCAUCAACAUGGUGGCAGACCCCAACCUCGCCGAUCACAACUGGUUGGAGCUGGUCAACAGGAUACUCUGGAGCAAGAAGGUGCAGCAUGAUCUUAGGGAUCUGUACUCGGACGCGAUCCGAGCCAAGCAGAUGGGCGUCAUCGAGCUGAUCGAGUUGAUCAUCAGCAGCUCACAUCCAAAGGACAGGUCGGCAUUCUUCCGCAAAAUUGAUAUCAAUCAAACUCUCAACAUAGCAUUGGAGGAGGAAUAUUUGGAUGGGAUCAAGACGAUCAUACAUAAUCGACCAUUUCAUAAGUUCUCAUCCAUCAGUCUGAGAUUCAUCAAUCUAUGUCCACCUGAGCACCAGGACAAGAUCUUGGCACUUCUUCAUCCUCACAGUCUUUGUCUGUACACGCACCUUGGUGGCAAUGAUAGGCUGACCUCGACCACCAUCAAAAUGUUGAUCAAACAUGGGCAUUGCAAUCAACAUGUCUUGGAAUCACAUGUCCAGAGUCAUGAUGGAUCAUUCUUUAGCGAGUAUGAACUAAUGGAGAUGUUGUAUUCAAUCAAUAUUGGAGGAGAUGGCCAUGAUCAUGAUGGGCCAUUGAGCUCCAGGAAUCAGAUUGACAAGUGGUUGAAAACAUCCCAACAUACAAAUAGACGAGAUAAGUUUGAUGGACAGAUGGCAGUGUCUGAACUGUUCGGAAUCAAGAGUUCAAAGCAGAUGUCACCAAUCUAA